Molecule: messenger RNA, 6119 nt
Organism: Perognathus longimembris pacificus (Pacific pocket mouse)
Lineage: Eukaryota; Metazoa; Chordata; Mammalia; Rodentia; Heteromyidae
Product: myosin-1
Exons: 39
Coding region: 99-6011 (1970 amino acids)
Cellular component (GO): myosin complex
Molecular function (GO): ATP binding; cytoskeletal motor activity; actin filament binding
Source: RefSeq, a predicted model, not a curated record
CUUGUCUUUCCUCAUAAAGCUUCAAGCUCUGACUCUCAUCAAGGUUACAUCUGUAGAGGCAGGGUCCCUAACAGGGCUGCCACCAAUAACGUGCAGCCAUGAGUUCUGAUGCUGAGAUGGCCAUUUUUGGGGAUGCUGCUCCUUACCUCCGAAAGUCUGAAAAAGAGCGCAUUGAAGCUCAGAAUAAGCCUUUUGAUGCCAAGUCAUCAGUCUUUGUGGUGGAUGCUAAGGAGUCCUUUGUAAAAGCAACUGUGCAAAGCAGGGAAUCAGGGAAGGUGACAGUCAAGACUGAAGGUGGAACUACCGUUACGGUGAAAGAUGACCAAGUCUUUCCAAUGAACCCUCCCAAAUAUGACAAGAUCGAAGACAUGGCCAUGAUGACUCACCUGCAUGAGCCUGCUGUGCUGUAUAACCUCAAAGAGCGCUAUGCAGCCUGGAUGAUCUAUACAUACUCAGGCCUAUUCUGUGUCACUGUCAACCCCUACAAGUGGCUGCCAGUGUACAAUGCAGAGGUGGUGACAGCUUACCGAGGCAAAAAGCGCCAGGAGGCUCCACCCCACAUCUUCUCCAUCUCUGACAACGCCUACCAGUUCAUGCUGACAGAUCGGGAGAAUCAGUCUAUCUUAAUCACUGGAGAGUCUGGUGCCGGGAAGACUGUGAACACCAAGCGUGUCAUCCAGUACUUUGCAACAAUUGCAGUCACUGGUGAGAAGAAGAAGGAGGAAGCAUCCUCUGGCAAAAUGCAGGGGACUCUGGAAGAUCAAAUCAUCAGUGCCAACCCCCUGCUGGAGGCCUUUGGCAACGCCAAGACUGUGAGGAAUGACAACUCCUCUCGCUUUGGUAAAUUCAUCAGAAUCCACUUUGGUACCACAGGGAAACUGGCUUCUGCUGAUAUUGAGACAUAUCUUCUGGAGAAGUCCAGAGUCACUUUCCAGCUGAAGGCAGAGAGAAGCUACCAUAUCUUUUAUCAGAUUAUGUCUAACAAGAAGCCAGAUCUGAUUGAAAUGCUGCUGAUUACUACCAAUCCAUAUGACUAUGCCUUCGUCAGUCAGGGGGAGAUCACAGUCCCUAGCAUUGAUGACCAAGAAGAGCUGAUGGCCACUGAUAGUGCCAUUGACAUUCUGGGUUUCACUUCUGAUGAAAGAGUGUCCAUCUAUAAACUCACAGGUGCUGUGAUGCAUUAUGGAAAUAUGAAGUUCAAGCAAAAGCAGCGUGAGGAGCAAGCGGAGCCAGAUGGAACUGAAGUUGCUGACAAGGCAGCCUAUCUUCAGAGUCUGAACUCUGCUGACCUGCUCAAAGCCCUCUGCUAUCCCAGGGUCAAGGUUGGCAAUGAGUAUGUUACCAAAGGCCAGACAGUGCAGCAGGUAAGUGAGUCACCCAAUGAAUUAUGCACCUCCCAGGUCUUCACUACAUCUUUAAUAACACCAACAAUCAUUACUAUAUUUGCAAAGGUGUACAAUUCAGUGGGGGCCCUGGCAAAGGCCGUCUAUGAGAAGAUGUUCCUGUGGAUGGUCACCCGCAUCAACCAGCAGCUGGACACCAAGCAGCCCAGGCAGUACUUCAUUGGGGUCUUGGACAUUGCCGGCUUUGAGAUCUUUGAUUUCAACAGCUUGGAGCAGCUGUGCAUCAAUUUCACCAAUGAGAAACUGCAACAGUUUUUCAACCACCACAUGUUUGUGCUGGAGCAGGAGGAGUACAAGAAGGAAGGCAUUGAAUGGGAGUUCAUUGACUUUGGGAUGGACCUGGCGGCCUGCAUCGAGCUCAUUGAAAAGCCAAUGGGCAUCUUCUCCAUCCUGGAAGAGGAGUGCAUGUUCCCCAAGGCAACAGACACCUCCUUCAAGAACAAGCUCUACGAACAGCACUUGGGCAAGUCCAACAACUUCCAGAAGCCCAAGCCUGCCAAAGGCAAGGCCGAGGCCCACUUCUCACUGGUACACUAUGCGGGCACUGUGGACUACAACAUUGCUGGCUGGCUGGACAAGAACAAGGACCCCCUGAAUGAGACUGUGGUGGGGCUCUACCAGAAGUCUUCAAUGAAAACUCUAGCUUUCCUGUUUUCUGGUGCUGCUGCUGCGGCUGAAGCAGAGGCUGGUGGUGGUGGAAAGAAAGGUGCUAAGAAGAAGGGUUCCUCUUUCCAGACUGUGUCAGCUCUUUUCAGGGAAAAUUUAAAUAAACUGAUGACCAAUUUGAGGAGCACUCACCCCCACUUUGUGCGAUGUAUCAUCCCCAAUGAAACUAAGACUCCAGGUGCCAUGGAGCACGAACUCGUCCUGCACCAGCUGCGGUGUAAUGGCGUGCUGGAAGGCAUCCGCAUCUGCAGGAAAGGAUUCCCAAGCAGGAUCAUUUAUGCAGACUUCAAGCAGAGAUACAAGGUGUUAAAUGCAAGUGCCAUUCCUGAAGGACAGUUCAUAGAUAGCAAAAAGGCUUCUGAGAAGCUCCUUGGGUCCAUUGACAUUGACCACACCCAGUAUAAGUUUGGUCACACUAAGGUCUUUUUCAAAGCUGGCCUUCUAGGGCUCCUAGAGGAGAUGAGAGAUGAUAAGUUGGCCCAAUUGAUUACCCGAACCCAGGCCAUGUGCAGAGGGUACUUGGCAAGAGUGGAGUACCAGAAGAUGGUGGAGAGAAGAGAAUCCAUCUUCUGCAUCCAGUACAAUGUCCGCGCCUUCAUGAAUGUCAAGCACUGGCCCUGGAUGAAGUUGUACUUCAAGAUCAAACCCCUUCUCAAGAGUGCAGAGACCGAGAAGGAGAUGGCCAACAUGAAGGAAGAAUUUGAAAAAACUAAAGAAAACCUUGCAAAGGCUGAGGCCAAAAGGAAAGAACUGGAAGAAAAGAUGGUAGCUCUGAUGCAAGAGAAAAAUGACCUGCAACUCCAGGUUCAAUCUGAAGCAGAUAGCCUGGCUGAUGCAGAGGAAAGAUGUGAUCAGCUAAUCAAAACCAAAAUUCAGCUGGAGGCCAAAAUCAAAGAGGUCACAGAGAGAGCUGAGGAUGAGGAAGAGAUCAAUGCUGAGCUGACCGCCAAGAAGAGGAAGCUGGAGGAUGAGUGCUCAGAACUGAAGAAAGACAUCGACGACCUGGAGCUGACACUGGCCAAGGUUGAAAAGGAGAAACAUGCCACAGAGAACAAGGUGAAAAACCUUACAGAAGAGAUGGCAGGCCUGGAUGAGACCAUUGCUAAGCUGACCAAGGAGAAGAAGGCUCUCCAAGAGGCCCACCAGCAGACCCUGGAUGACCUUCAGGCAGAGGAGGACAAAGUCAACACCCUGACCAAAGCUAAAAUCAAGCUUGAACAACAAGUGGAUGAUCUUGAAGGUUCUUUGGAACAAGAAAAGAAAAUUCGAAUGGAUCUAGAAAGAGCAAAGAGGAAGCUGGAGGGAGACCUGAAAUUGGCCCAAGAGUCCACAAUGGAUGUAGAAAACGACAAGCAACAACUUGAUGAAAAGCUGAAAAAGAAAGAGUUUGAAAUGAGCAAUCUGCAAAGUAAGAUUGAAGAUGAACAAGCCCUUGGGAUGCAACUACAGAAGAAGAUCAAGGAGUUACAAGCCCGCAUUGAGGAGCUGGAGGAGGAAAUCGAGGCAGAGCGGGCCUCCAGGGCCAAAGCAGAGAAGCAGCGCUCUGACCUCUCCAGGGAACUGGAGGAGAUCAGCGAGAGGCUGGAAGAGGCCGGUGGGGCCACUUCUGCCCAGAUAGAGUUGAACAAGAAGCGGGAGGCUGAGUUCCAGAAAAUGCGCAGGGACCUGGAGGAGGCCACCCUGCAGCAUGAAGCCACAGCCGCCACUCUGAGAAAGAAGCAUGCAGACAGUGUGGCAGAGCUCGGGGAACAGAUUGACAACCUGCAAAGGGUCAAGCAGAAGCUGGAGAAGGAGAAGAGUGAGAUGAAGAUGGAGAUCGAUGACCUUGCAAGUAACAUGGACACAGUCUCCAAAGCCAAGGGAAACCUGGAGAAGAUGUGCCGUACACUAGAAGAUCAAGUGAGUGAACUGAAGACCAAAGAAGAGGAGCAGCAGCGCCUGAUCAAUGAACUUACAGCACAGAGAGGGCGCUUGCAGACAGAGUCAGGUGAAUAUUCACGCCAGUUAGAUGAAAAAGACUCAUUAGUAUCUCAGCUCUCGAGGGGUAAGCAAGCAUUUACACAACAGAUUGAGGAACUGAAAAGGCAGCUUGAAGAGGAGGUAAAGGCUAAGAGUGCCCUGGCCCACGCCCUGCAGUCCUCCCGCCACGACUGCGACCUGCUUCGGGAGCAGUAUGAGGAGGAGCAGGAAGCCAAGGCUGAGCUGCAGAGGGCCAUGUCCAAGGCUAACAGUGAGGUUGCCCAGUGGAGGACCAAAUAUGAGACGGACGCCAUCCAGCGCACAGAGGAGCUGGAGGAGGCCAAGAAGAAGCUAGCCCAGCGUCUGCAGGAUGCUGAGGAACAUGUAGAAGCUGUGAAUGCCAAAUGUGCUUCCCUAGAGAAGACAAAGCAGCGGCUCCAGAAUGAAGUGGAGGACCUCAUGAUUGAUGUGGAGAGAACUAAUGCUGCCUGCGCUGCUCUGGAUAAAAAGCAAAGGAACUUUGAUAAGAUCCUGGCAGAAUGGAAACAAAAGUAUGAAGAAACACAUGCUGAACUUGAAGCUUCUCAAAAGGAGUCCCGCUCACUCAGCACAGAACUGUUCAAGAUUAAGAAUGCUUAUGAGGAAUCCUUAGACCAUCUUGAAACCUUAAAGAGGGAAAAUAAGAACUUGCAACAGGAGAUUUCUGACCUCACUGAACAGAUUGCAGAAGGAGGGAAACGUAUACAUGAACUGGAAAAAAUUAAGAAGCAAAUUGAGCAAGAAAAGUCGGAGCUUCAGGCUGCUUUAGAAGAGGCAGAGGCAUCUCUUGAACAUGAAGAAGGAAAGAUCCUACGCAUCCAGCUUGAGCUGAACCAAGUCAAGUCUGAAAUUGACAGGAAAAUUGCUGAGAAGGAUGAGGAAAUUGACCAGCUGAAGAGAAAUCACAUCAGAGUGGUGGAGUCCAUGCAGAGCACACUGGAUGCUGAGAUCAGGAGCAGAAAUGAUGCCAUCAGGAUCAAGAAGAAAAUGGAGGGAGACCUCAAUGAAAUGGAAAUCCAGCUCAACCACUCCAACCGCAUGGCUGCUGAGGCCCUGAGGAACUACAGGAACACACAAGGCAUCCUCAAGGACACGCAGCUGCACCUGGACGAUGCUCUCCGGGGCCAGGAGGACCUGAAGGAGCAGCUGGCCAUGGUGGAGCGCAGAGCCAACCUGCUGCAGGCUGAGAUUGAGGAGCUGCGGGCCACGCUGGAGCAGACAGAGAGGAGCAGGAAAAUUGCAGAGCAGGAGCUCCUGGAUGCCAGUGAGCGUGUUCAGCUCCUCCAUACCCAGAACACCAGCCUGAUCAACACCAAGAAGAAGCUGGAGACUGACAUCUCCCAAAUCCAGGGAGAGAUGGAGGACAUUGUGCAGGAAGCCCGCAAUGCAGAGGAGAAGGCCAAGAAGGCCAUCACUGAUGCUGCCAUGAUGGCUGAGGAGCUAAAGAAGGAGCAGGACACCAGUGCCCACCUAGAGCGGAUGAAGAAGAACCUGGAGCAGACAGUGAAGGACCUGCAGCACCGUCUGGAUGAGGCUGAGCAGCUGGCACUGAAAGGUGGCAAGAAGCAGAUCCAGAAACUGGAGGCCAGGGUCCGUGAACUUGAAGGAGAAGUUGAAAGCGAACAGAAGCGCAAUGCUGAGACUAUCAAAGGCCUGCGUAAACAUGAGAGAAGAGUAAAGGAGCUCACUUACCAGACUGAGGAAGACCGCAAGAAUGUUCUGAGGCUCCAGGACCUUGUAGACAAGCUACAAUCGAAGGUGAAAGCGUACAAGAGACAAGCCGAAGAAGCGGAGGAACAAUCCAAUGUCAACCUCGCCAAGUUCCGCAAGAUUCAGCAUGAGCUAGAAGAAGCCGAGGAGCGGGCUGACAUCGCAGAAUCCCAGGUCAACAAGCUUCGGGUGAAGAGCCGAGAAGUUCACACCAAAAUCAUAAGUGAAGAGUAAUUCAUUCUACUGCUGAGAGUGACAAAAGAAAUGCACAAAAUGUGAACAUCUUUGUCACUCUGUUUUAUACUAACAAUUUUGGGAGAUAAAAAAUUUAUCUACCAAGAA